This is a messenger RNA of Orbicella faveolata, 3036 nucleotides long. RefSeq lists its product as uncharacterized. The record is from RefSeq and is a predicted model, not a curated record. NCBI's taxonomy places the organism in Eukaryota, Metazoa, Cnidaria, Anthozoa, Scleractinia, Merulinidae.
AUGGCGGCUUUCGGCGCUCAUUUCGCUGCGGCUUUUCAAGCUGAUCUGGAGGCCAUAUUUUCUAAGUACACAGAGCCACUAGAAGGAGAUACAAAUGAGAUUUACUUGAGUGAGUUUUGUGAUGAAGAUGAUUCCAGCAGCAGUGAUACUGAUGCUGUCAAUAUUGAAGAUGAUGGUGAAAAGAACAGUGAUGAUGGUGACAACGACAAUGAGGAUGGUGACGAUGAUGACGAGCAGGAUUCUGAUGCAAGUGGGCCCAUCUCAAGGUACCUGGAGGACCUGCCAGGUGGGUGCUUUGUAACUGGGAAAGGAGAAGGUUUCAAUUCAGGCUCCUUGAAAAAUGACACUUACUUAUUGAGUGAGCAUAAACACUGGAGUGAAGACCUGGAGGUGAGUGAUUCAGAAACAGAAGCCCCUAUAUCAGAUAAUGAAGUGCUAACAAAGAAAUUUCAAGAACAAAGUAUUAAUUCCUCACAAUCGAAACGUUGUGAUUCCAAGAUAGGUAUCUGCAAUACAACGUUCGUUAUCGACAAGUCUAAAGCCUGGUCGUCCACGAGUCAUCCAGAAUUGUCUCAUAUUUACAAGAAACCAGUGUCUGUUGUGCAUCCGCUCACUUCAUCAGGGGUGAAACAGUCAGCAAAGACUACUCUCUCUAAAGAAGAUCCUGUGAACAGUGUUGAGACCAGUGGCAAGUUAGAUCUUGUCCAAGCUGUCUUGUGUUCCCGAAACAAGAUUGCUCUUGCCUUGGCUGAAAUUGUUGAAGGCAAACAGCCUUCGGUUGUCUCUGAUGAUUCUACAUGCCACACUGAUGGAGAGUCUGAGGUGACGUCCAGUGGUGAUGAAUCUAGUUCAACUUACCCAAGAAGUUUAGAAUCCUACUGUCGUUUACGAGAGACAGGCAUAGGAAAGACGGAGAAGUGUGACCUGAUGGGCAAGGAACAGACCAAGGCUUCCGUGAUUAGGGGACCUAACAAUGCGUUGGCUAGCCAGGAAAGUCAGGUUCUUGAUUUGAAGACUCGUCACCCAUUGUGCUUCAUUGCAGACAAGCAACAUCAUUUCGUAAGACGUCGGUCACUGAAAAUAGCUUCGUCUUCUCUUGAUCUCGCAGCAAAGUCUUCCCCACGCUCUGUCAAACUCGAAAAUGGUAACUUUGACAUGCCAAGGGUAAACUCUUCACCCAGUAAGAGAAGAAGUGCAAUUUUGUGCAAGAUUGGUGGACCUAUGAAAUGCAAUGGGAAAGGUUCAUAUCUUGAGAGGCGCUCAGCAAACUCAUCGAUCAUGUCCCCUAGUUCCAAAGCCCUUGGCGCACCGUUAGGUCACCAAAGAAGUGCAACCGUGUGCAACUUGGAAGGACCUGUGACAUGCAACGGGCAAGGAAAAUAUCUUGAGAGGUGCUCAGAAGACUCACUGAUUAUGUGCCCUGGUUCCAAAACCCUUGGCACACCAUCAGCUUGCCAAAGAAGUGCAACUUUGUGCAACUUGGGAGGACCUGUGCCAUGCAAUGGGCAAGGAAAAUGUCUUGAGAGGUGCCCAGAAAACUCACCAAUUAUGUCACCCGGUUCCAAAGCCCUUGAUACACCAUCAGGUCACCAGACUACUCCUCUGGUUCCACGCUCAGUAUCCCCUGCACUUCAAUCGAGCUCUUCCAACUCCAAGAGGAGGAGAUCAUCACAGGUGUUAAGAGUUUUUAAAGAUACAGCAGCCAUCGACUCGUGGCCUUCUGGGGAAAAGAAAGCAAAACACAAAGAAGCCCGCGGUACAUCCUUUGAAAAAGGCGGUAAUUUGCCAAAGGCUUGUCGCUCCACGGCAAAGCUCACUUCAAGCACUUCCUCUCCAGAUGGGCUAGCUAGGGUGAAUUAUUCAAAGCGAUCACUAUUUUUAAGUAAUGUUGCUCCUGACUUUGCUUCUUCGUAUCAGAAAUCAAUCGGCGAAGAUGAAUGCAAAGAGAAGCGGGAAUCGAGUCUCUCUGCCCUGAAGAACAGGAGAGAUCAAAAGCUUUCCUGUUCAAAGACCUACAGUGACCUUGUCAAUGCACAGUCUAGAGGAAAGUUUCUUCCUUCAUCAAAAGCUUUGCGGAAGAAUUCAUGUGAUAAUCGUGGUUACGUGUUUGGUACACAAGAGGAAGGUGAUUCGUUAAAUGAUAAAAAUGAAACAGCUGAGGAACAAACUGUUGAUAAGUUGAACUGUGGGCGGAAUCUGUCGGUUAAUAAUCUUUUAAGAGCGCGUGCUGACAAGGAACAGUUAUCUGCUGCUGAUCAAGCAGGCGUUCAAUCAAAAGAAAGAGUCAUGAAAAAUUCAAAGAAGCACGCUUUUGGUCCUAGUGAAAGCUCGAGAAAUAGUCAUUUGCCCCGUGGUCUUGGAAGUGACAACUCACCCUUGAAAUCGAUUGCGCGUAAGAAGAGAGCGAGAGAAAGCCUUGCUAUAGACACCCUGGAGUCUUUACCUUCGAAACACGCAAAGAGAGGCUCGUCUUGCUCCAGUUACCUUGAGCUGUGUCCACCUCAAAGCUCGUCCUUGCGUUGCUACAGAAAAGAGUCAACCCCCAUGAAGAAAACGAACUUAGAAAGCGUGAGACUGGAAAGAUUUCUGCGUCAGAACACAAAACCUUUGUCGCCAAUCAGACCAACUCCGGCAGGUCCUCGUGGUUCUGGGAACAAUGCUGUCAUGUCUCCUUGUAAAGUUCUAGGAUCCUGCGAUAAGUCAUUUUGUUUUGAUUGUUGUUAACACGACGUUAAGUCAUCGUGACACAUUUCUUGGAGUAUUGAGAGUAAAAGAGUUUUGCCGCCAUUUUGUCUUUGGGUUUUUGGCAUUACGCAUGAUGUGAGGGAUGUUUGUUCUCAUUUCGUCCUGAGAGGACUUGAAAUUUUAUUGUCUUUUUAGCUUAUUUUACGCGUCUGUUUUACGGCCUUUUCAAGCAUUGUACAGAUUAAACAAAUUGUAGUUUAAUUGCGUUUUAAUAGUCUUUUUACAUAUCUUCGAUGAUAAGCGAAAUCUCUAUGUGUAUGUAUUGUCAAAUAAAAGAACAAUAGUCCUGUC